Messenger RNA from Penicillium daleae, 1626 nucleotides. It is a transcript of the gene sld2, whose product is annotated as protein sld2. The record is from RefSeq and is a predicted model, not a curated record. The coding region runs from base 1 to 1626 and encodes 541 amino acids. Lineage: Eukaryota; Fungi; Ascomycota; Eurotiomycetes; Eurotiales; Aspergillaceae. The transcript has 2 exons. Gene Ontology annotation, cellular component: DNA replication preinitiation complex. Gene Ontology annotation, biological process: DNA replication; double-strand break repair via break-induced replication; DNA replication initiation. Gene Ontology annotation, molecular function: single-stranded DNA binding; DNA replication origin binding.
AUGGCCGACCACGUCCUCAAUUCAAGCGCCGAUGUUGCGUCGAGGGCUCUUGAUCUUCGUGCAGACUUAAAAGCCUGGGAGAAAGAGUUUGCGUCCACACAUGACGGUCGCAAAGCCGGUCGCGAGGAUAUCAAGAAACAUCCUCUCAUCGCCGCAAAAUAUAAGGAAUAUGGACGACUCAAGGCACUAGAGUCCUCUUUGAACCGGCGCGAGAACCGACAGGAAUCCGCCGACGCCCAGUCCAAAAAACGAAAACAUGGUUCUCCCACUGGACCAGACGCUGCGCAACCGCUUACGACGCCACGGAAGUCGGCCAAGGGCAUCUUUGCGACACCAUCUAACAAUCGCAGCAAGCAGGCUCACCAUGUCGACGAAUUCGUUUCCCCUUCGACAUUCCGCAAGUUAUUCAGCCCUAGCGCGCAUCGACAGAGUGCUCCAGCCCCAUCGCCUCUCAAGGCUGCAAUUGGACCGACACCGCAGCGUGAUGGGAAAGCCCUGGGCCUAUUCGACAUGCUCUCGGAGUCGGGAGGAAGCAGCGCGACACCGUCAGCAAAGAAACAAAGAGACUUCUUAGCGGCAGGGUUCCAAACACCUUCCAAAGCAAAGACAUUCGAACCUAUAGCAGAAGUUCCAGAAGAGGAAGAAGAGAGUACACGACUUUCUCGCACGCCUGCAUCCUCGACUAAGCAAUUCUACCUGGCCAAUCUGUUCGCAACACCCACUACCAUGCGCUACGCUGCUAUGGUCGAGAAUGACGACAAGAAAAUAGGACAAGAAAAUGCCCCUCCGAUAAUGGAGGCUGCAUCGCCAGAACCUAAUACCUCUGAGACACCAUCUUUCCUACGGCGAUCGAACUUUACUAGACUUCCACCUCCCACUUCCAAUGAUCAGGGCGUAGGACUCAGUCCUAUCGCCUCCCGCAAACCACUGCAAUUCGCAGGAAAGGGACUCUCGCAUUUGGUACAAGGCCUACGAGCGAUGGAGGAAGAGCGUGAUGAUGACGAGUGGGACAUGCUUCGGGAAAUCGAAGCAGAGCAUGAGGCAGCAAACCUCCAGGUCCCCCAGAGUCAAGCUGUACCGGAGAAUCACCGGCUAUAUAAAAAGAAAGGACAGAAGCGAACCACGCGAAGAGUCAUUAUGCGGCCAGUUGCGCCUCGGCCGAAACCUCGAUCGAAUCCCACGCUGGCGCCUGUCGAGGAAGGCGCAGAGAGUGAUGACGAGCUUGUUGCGGUUCCUGAAACUCAGCUCCCAGCGGGCUCCGAAGUGAUUGACGACACGUAUGAGAAGGAGGGAGACGCCGCCGACGAUGUGGCCUCUUUACAUACCAUCUCUGAUCCCGAAUCUGAUCCAGAACCCGAUGUUGAGUCAGACGAUGACCCGGAGUAUGGCGAGACAUCCAAGCCUUUGGCUCGGGCGAAGAGCUUCUCCGAGCGCAUCAAGGAGGCUGUUUCCAUGACCAAGCCUCAACCAAAGGAAGAGCCGGUGAAGGCACCGCCAGCUCCGGAGAAAGAAGAGAAGGCGCCCAAACCGCGGAUGAUCAAGGCCAACUCCCAGACUCAUACGAACUACCGGAGUCUGAAGAUCCAUCACCGAGGCGGGGGCCGUGGACGGUUCCGCAGGAGAUAG